UCUGCAGAUCAGACCAUGUGAGGGGGGUUGGUGUACAAAAGCUCUGCAACAUGCUGAUCCCUGCACUGUUGCCUCUGAGAUCUCAAUAAGCAGGUGGUGGAGUGGAUAGCAAACCCCUAGCCUGGAAGACUUUGAUACCUGCCUCCAAGCACAGGAGCUACACAGGCCUGGCAUCUGAAGACUUGAGAGCCCCUUCCAAGAAACAAAGGUUAUAGUUAGUCACCAAAGUGCCAAUGGGAAUCAGCCAAGACUCUACCUAAUCAAGAGGAUGGACAGAAAACCGACCUGCAUUGAGAGCCCAUCCCUUGGUUCUGAAAAGGAGCCUCUGACCUGCAGGGCUCGGUCAGAGUGUAAAAAGGAUGGACAGCUACUGAGGAACUGCAAACCCUCAUUGCGUCUCUCUGAAGAACUCAACAAGGUGCAUCCCAGUCCAGGAGAAAGAGGAGAACCAGGACAUAUAUCCAACAAAUACUUGGCUGUGCAGAGUCCCGAGGCACCUUGCAAUGGCAUGAGAAAUGGUGGCGAUGAAGGCUCAACCCCUACGCUUACUGUCCUUCCAGCUUGUAGAGCUGAGAUACAACAUCUGCAAACGGAGAUCGGAGAGAGAGAGACAUGGAGUAAAAAAAUUGACUUUCUUCUAUCUGUUAUUGGAUAUGCUGUAGACCUGGGAAACGUGUGGAGAUUUCCUUAUGUCUGUUACCAGAAUGGAGGAGGGGCAUUUCUUAUCCCAUAUGUGAUCAUGGCUGUUUUUGGUGGGAUCCCAUUGUUUUAUAUGGAGCUGGCCAUGGGUCAGUAUCACAGGAAUGGUUGUAUUUCUAUAUGGAGAAAAAUCUGCCCCUUAUUUAAAGGAAUUGGCUAUGCUAUCUGCAUGAUAGCUCUUUAUGUAGCAUUUUAUUACAAUACCAUUAUGGCCUGGGCCCUCUACUACCUCAUAUUCUCCUUCCGCUCUGAGCUGCCCUGGACCAGCUGCCUCAAUGAGUGGAACACAGGCAACUGCACCAACUACUUCCAAAACAGCAGUGUUGGCUGGUCUAACAGCUCCAUCUCCCCAGCAGAGGAAUUUUACACCCGGCUAGUGCUUCAGAUACACAAGUCAAAAGGUCUGCAUGAUCUUGGGGGAAUAAGCUGGCAGCUCACUCUCUGUCUGCUCCUCAUAUUUACUGUGGUCUACUUCAGCAUAUGGAAAGGAGUUAAAACAUCUGGCAAGGUGGUAUGGGUUACUGCUACAUUUCCUUACAUUGUGCUUGCCCUCCUGUUAAUACGAGGCGCUACGCUUCCUGGUGCCUGGAGGGGGGUUCUUUUCUACCUGCAGCCUGACUGGGAGAAGCUUCUAACUACUGCGGUCUGGGUGGAUGCUGCUGCACAGAUAUUUUUCUCUCUUGGCCCAGGAUUCGGAGUAUUACUGGCAUUCGCCAGCUACAAUAAAUUCCACAACAAUUGUUAUCAGGAUGCUCUGAUUACCAGCACAGUGAACUGUAUGACAAGUUUCAUGUCCGGGUUGGUCAUAUUCACUGUCUUGGGCUACAUGGCAGAAAUGAGGAAUUUGGAUGUCUCAGAAGUGGCCAAAGAUACAGGUCCCUCCCUAUUGUUUAUCACCUAUGCUGAGGCCAUUGCAAAUAUGCCAGCAUCUACCUUCUUUGCCAUUAUAUUCUUUCUGAUGCUAAUCACUUUGGGGCUGGACAGCACAUUUGCAGGGCUGGAGGGGGUCAUAACCGCCGUGCUGGAUGAGUUCCCACAUAUAUGGGGAAAGCGCCGAGAGCUGUUCGUCUUCCUUCUGAUCUCGGUCUGCUUCCUCGGGGCCCUUUCCACACUAACAUUUGGUGGUGCCUACAUGGUGAAGCUGUUUGAGGAAUAUGCCACUGGUCCCGCCGUACUGACAGUAGUAUUUUUGGAGGCCAUUGCUGUGUCUUGGUUCUACGGAAUCAAUCAGUUCUGCAGAGAUGUCAGGGAGAUGCUUGGCUUCUCUCCUGGAUGGUUCUGGAAGAUCUGCUGGGUGGCAAUCUGCCCCCUUUUCCUCCUGUUCAUUAUUUGCAGCUUCAUGUCCAGCCCCCCAGAUCUACGGCUGUUUAACUACCAGUAUCCCAGCUGGACUGUAGUGCUAGGUUAUUGCAUUGGGACAUCCUCUUUCAUCUGCGUUCCGGCAUACAUGGUGUACCUUCUCACAAGCACUCCUGGCUCGAUAAAAGAGCGCUUUUUGAAGAGUAUUACCCCAGAGGUCUCGAGAGAAAUCCCCCUCGGUGGUAUCCACAUGAACGCCGUUUAAUCUGAAGGAAGCACCUUUAUGAAUCCACUUUGCAAACUCUACAUACUCCAUUCUGUGCCUAAGGGAAACUCUUCCUCACCAUGGACGCUUCUCAGCUCAUACUCUGCCGCCGCCGCCGCCAAAGCUUCACUUCCUGAGAGGCAGGUUGCACUCAUUUCCUGCUGAACAUUUCAACGGAGAGUUGGCAAGGAAUUAGCAGUUUAGCAGGAAUAGCAGUUUAGGAUUGAGCCAAAGGUUUCUGUGUGACAAGGAUUUGCUGCUCUUAGUCAUUAUGGCUAAAAUAUAAUGUAUGCAGUUGUGGGGAGUUCUGGGAAGCGCAAUGCACUUGAAGGUGACUGCAUCUUAUCUUACAUUCUAAUCGAGACUAUCACUAACUAGAUACUUAGGAAUCCAUUUUAAAUACAAAUAUAAUGUUCUGUAGUUUCUUUAUGUCAGAGUUUGUAUUUUUGAUAUGUCGAUACAAGCGUAGCUCGUGUAAUAUAUCUGUUAUCACAGAUAAACAAAGGAGUCAAUGAAAGGGGCAAGAGCCUGCAAGCCAAAUAUGACUAGUAACUGUUACCUCUCUAGGAGGAAAAGAGUAGCGGGUUAUGGGAAGCACACUAAAUACCACAAUCAUCAUAGAUGUUUCACCUUUUCCAUUAUUGUCAUUGGUUGCUCUAUGGAUAUGUUUCUUUCAGUAGAGAAGGUGUAGAAGUAAAACCAAAAUGGGGCCUAUUAUGUAAAGAACUGAUCCAAAAUAGCCAUGAAGCCAAGUUAUAGAAAGGGUGUGUCUAAUACUAUAGUCUUGUGCAUCAUGUUCCAAGAGCUGGAUAGUUAAGUGCACAAAGUGCUGCACAGACUUUCAGUUGACUACAGUGUGACCAUAAAUAUAUAGAAACUGAUGGAACUGGGCUACUAAUAUGUGUGUGUGCCACAGUAUGUGCCAGUAUUGUUACAUAAUUGCUGUGAUGCUUCUAACAGUAUCUUACUAGUGGCAGCCUUGCAGACAAACAGGGGGAAAUGUACAGAUCUGGCAAAGGGUUUUAUGGCAUUGGCAGAAUAGUAUUUUUCUGUCUAGGUUAAGGUCAAGGUUAUAUAUAUGUUCAGCCCAUAGCUAUAUCUGUUUUUUUUUCUUUUUCUCUCCUGUGGGAAAAUGUGAUCACUCGUGAUUUUCCCUAUUUUUACAUGCUAAUGCUUUAACUGGAACACAAGGCAGGAAGGCAAUAAAGUCCAGGGUCAGACAGGCCCACUGGGGCCCUGCAAACUGACCCCAGCCACCACCACUCCCUGCUCCACUGUGCUGCUUACUUCUCUGUUACAAAAUAAAGAUGGCCAUGUGUUCCAUAGUGGAAUGCAUGACCAUCUUUAAUUUUUAACUGCUAAGUAAGAACCGAUGCAGAGUGGGGACUGGGGCUGAGGUGGAAGUGGGGAGUGGCAGGGGCUGGGUGGUACCCACCCUUAGGUGGCUGGGUAGUGGGCCCUUAAGUUGGGUAUCUGGUGGGCCCUAAGUACCCCAGUCUGACUGUGACAAAGCCUGUAAAGUAGAACAUUACAACAAUAUGGACCUCCCAUUACACCCAACUGAUUUGCAUUAAAAAUGUAUGUAAAUAAUGUCUAACUCCAAAAUUCCACAUACGGAUCAGAUUAUUUUUUAAUAUUUGUUGGGUCCCUGAUAAAUCUGCAGUUACUCCUAGGCUCUGUACCUUCAGGUAAUAAAGGGAGCAAUACCAAUGGCCAAUGAGAGCAUAACAAGAGUGUGCUACUAGGUGUAACAGCAAUCACACAAGUACCUGAAAGUCUGCAGUGGGGUAUUCCGAGGACAUGCUACUGUCCUAAAAUGUUUGAUCCUAUCCUGUUUGUCCAGAGCACCGCAAUAAACCUGGGAACACCCCACCAUGGGUAUUUGUGUUAUUACUUUUACACUAGGAAAUGGCUGCCCAACUUGGACACGAUAUGGUCCUCUCAAAAAUGCUGUGGCUCCCAGCCUGGCAGUGGUUUCUAUAUACAUAUGUCAUAUCCUUUUUAUGGCAGGGAUGUGCCAAAUCCAUAAUGUCCUUGUAUAUCUACAAGACACCAGUUACACACCAUGUAUGAAUAUGUACACACAUUAGAAUAAGAUAGGUAGGUAAGUAGCCGCCGGCAAUGGUUUCAGCUAAGUGAGCUUCAGAUUCCUGGCAACACAAACACGUGGGCAGCUCAGUACAGAGUGUAUGGGGCCUGCCUGGCAGUCUCAGUAUUUUGGGAGAAAGUGCUGAUGUGAAGCUAUAAAAAGAGGUGUUUCAUGCACAAUGGGAAUGAUUUUCCAGCUCUCUGAGAAAUAAGUCAGAGAUUUAAUGAGACAGGAAUGACCUGCACUUUUCAAGUUACUAUUUAAAGCAGAUUUACGAGGUUUAACUCUGGCUUAGCCUCAAGCAUGUAAUAUUUGUAUUUCUAGCAACAGUAACAGCGCAGGCAGAGCAAACGCAUUGUGUACGAACUGUUCACUGCUGUCCAGGAAGAACAGAAUAAGUACAUUCAGGCCAAUAGAUAAGCAUCUUUUCCUCCAGUAUCAUAAACAUUAUAUUUUGUGGGGGUUUCCUUGUCCUCUAAGGCACAGUGCUUCAGAGUACAGAAAGAUUAAUUUUCUGGGAAAACCUUGGGUCUCCAGCUUUCUGGAUAAUAGAUCCCAUACAUGUAAUUCCUUUUUAAUAUUGUAUUUCAGCCAGUGAGCAGUUGGAUGUUGUGCAGUUUGGUUAUAAAUGUGGAUAGCAAAAACCUAUUGUUUUGUUUAUUUGGCAUGGGGGUUAACCAGUCAGAUUACUACAAUGAUAGUGGCUCUGUUGUGUUUCAUUGGCCAUUUAACUUGUAAAUAUGCCAGCAGAGUAUCAGCCAAAAAUGCUUUCUGUUCUAGAAAUUGAUUGUGAUUGAGGGUUCAAUUAUUAAGUACCCCCCUGAUAUUGCAUGGACCAACUGGGUGAUCUUGUAUGACUAGAUCAGACCAUGGAUGAACAGUUUUGUUGGUGGGCACUGCAACCUGGAGUAAGGAAAGUGUCAUUUCUACUACAUGUCUAACUGCCCAGGCUUUUGGGGAUAGUUCUCCU
Molecule: messenger RNA, 5322 nt
Organism: Xenopus tropicalis (tropical clawed frog)
Lineage: Eukaryota; Metazoa; Chordata; Amphibia; Anura; Pipidae
Gene: slc6a4
Product: solute carrier family 6 (neurotransmitter transporter), member 4
Exons: 14
Coding region: 269-2263 (664 amino acids)
Biological process (GO): neurotransmitter transport
Cellular component (GO): presynapse; plasma membrane; neuron projection
Molecular function (GO): serotonin:sodium:chloride symporter activity
Source: RefSeq, a predicted model, not a curated record